This is a messenger RNA of Cotesia congregata, 1680 nucleotides long. The record is from the annotation of a GenBank genome assembly. NCBI's taxonomy places the organism in Eukaryota, Metazoa, Arthropoda, Insecta, Hymenoptera, Braconidae.
AUGUCGUCACUGUGGAAUCAUUAUAUACGUAUUUCAAGUGGAGUAGCUCAAUGUAAAUAUUGCAAAAUUCAGUAUAAUACGAAGAAAACCACGUCAUCAUUAAGAUACCAUAUUAAAAAUAAACACCCGGAAAAAUGUCAACCCACUACUCUGAUCGGCGAGAUUGAUUCUGAUUCUCAAUCCGAAGCGGAAAACGACCCAAGUACGCAAGAAAAUUCAAAUAAACGACCUAGACUAUCUAUACCUAGAAAAGAAUAUUAUAGUCAUCGCCUGUAUGGAUUAUAUGAUGCUGUGAGAAAUAAAUUAUUAUCAUCUUUAAACCAAUUCCCAUAUGUGUCCAUAACAACUGAUGGGUGGUCAUCACGCGCUAAUAAUUCAUUUGUAACUAUUACUGUCCAUGGUAUUGAUGAUCAGUGGAAUUUGUCCUCUUUUACCUUAGACACAUUAGAAAUGUUAGAAAGUCAUAAUGCCACAAAUACAUACAACCACCUGGCUAAAACAUUGAAUGAUUGGAAUCUUUAUGACAAAGUGAUUGCAGUCGUACACGAUAAUGCGCGGUACAUGGUUGCUACUGUACGAGACAAUUGGGAAGCUGAUGAUGAUAUCGAGAUAAGUGUCCGCUGUUUCUGCCACACUCUACAGUGUGCUGUAGAAACAGCUUUAAAAGAAUGUAAUUUGAAAGAUUGUUUACAAAGAGUGUCAGCCAUAGUUGGUCACUUUAAUAAACACUCGAAUAAAGCUAGUACAGCUUUGGAAAACGCUCAAAAAAAACAUCAUCUGCCAACUCACCGGUUAAUAAGCCACUCUCCAACACGUUGGAAUUCGGCAUAUGAUAUGGUCGAACGUCUAGUUGAGCAGCGUAAAGCUGUUGAGUGUGUUCUAUUAGAUAAGGAGAUAACGACUAAAAAAAUGAUGAAAAAAUUACUUCUAAAUGAAUCUGAUUGGACCUAUUUGCGAGAUGUCAUCAAAAUUUUUAAGCCAUUUGAGGUUGCGACAAGAUUAAUGUCUUCUGAGAGCCAGUCUACUCUUUCUAUGGUACGGCCAACUGUUUAUUCAUUAUUGAAAAAAUUUUUACUGCAGCAAGAUGAUGACAGUGAAAAUAUUUCAUUACUAAAAGAAAUUCUUGAAAAAGAAUUAACAACUCGUUUUUUAACCAACACAAAUGUAACUUGUUGUGCAAUUGCAUCUUAUUUAAAUCCACGUUACAAAGAUUUAGCAGAUGAAGAAGAAUCAUAUCGGGAUAAGAUCAAGGAAAAAUUAAAAGAGAUGAGAGAGAGAAUUACAGUCAAUGAACCUGAUUUGAGUAAAAAUCAAAGGGAGAGAGAUUUAGAUUAUCUUUUUGAUCCAGUACGUGGGUUGUCUGGAAAUCUGCAGAGAAUGGCAAGUCUUGAAGGCCAAAGUGCUAUUGAAAAAGAAAUGAUAAAAUAUGAACGAGAGCCGACAAUUCCAAAGUCAGACAACCCACUACUUUGGUGGAAUUCCAAGCGGAACAAAUUUCCGAUCCUGGCAAAUUUCGCCAGAAAAUUUUUAUGCAUUCCUCCUUCCAGUACACUUUCCGAGCGGGUUUUUUCAACUGCAGGCAAUAUAAUUUCUGCCAAAAGAAGCUGUCUGUCACCAGAAACUGCUAACUUACUAAUUUUUUUAUACCAAAAUAGAGAUAUGAUAGAAAAACUAGAUUAA